AUGACCUGGGACAGGGAAUGGACCAAAGUUAUUUUCAGUGGAGAAAAGUUUCAUUUAGACAAACCAGAUGGUUUUAAAUUUUACUGGCAGGAUCUACAGAAGGAAGAAAGAACACUUCUGCAGCAAAAGGAUGCAAAGUGGAAGAUCAGUAAUGGUUUGGGGAGACUUUGGAUUAAAGGUGGAGAACCAUUAAAGAAGAAAAAAAGAGUAGAUCCAGCUAUACUUAGAAAAAGAGAAGAACGUAAAAGGAAGAAAAUAGAAAAAGGCAUUAGAAGAUUAGAGAAAACUGCUAAAAAAUUAAAACCAUUAGAUGAAUGUGAAAUUCCAAAAAAUAUAGUAAUGGAAUUAGAUAAAAGGACUAGAAAAGUUGAAAAGUUAACAGAAAAAGAGGAACAAGAAAGAGCAAACAUUAUGAAAGAAUGGCAUAAAUAUAAAAAGGAACAAUUUGAAAAUGAAUUAAAUAUGCUAGAUCGCAUUAUGAUGGCUCAAGAAAAUGCUUUAUUGGAAUUAAAGAAUGAAUCUGAAGACUUGUAUCAAGCGGCUUUGCAGCUUGAUACACAAUUUAUUCCUUUUAUGGUGAAAGGACCCACAGCUACUCCUCCAAAUGCAAACUAUGAGCCUCCUAAUGGUGUUUACGUUGAUACCACCAAACGAUAUGACAAAAGGAUUUUGCCUCCUCUUAAAUUAAAAUCUGUUAAACGUAAAUAAUUAAUACUUAAUGAAAUUUCCAAUUAAUAUUGAAAUUGUUUAUAGUUUUAUGGUAAAUAAUAUACAUAAAAAGGAAAUCUGUAAUUUUG
Centruroides sculpturatus (bark scorpion) is the source of this 797-nucleotide messenger RNA. RefSeq names its product 39S ribosomal protein L40, mitochondrial-like. Bases 1 to 708 code for a protein of 235 amino acids. Lineage: Eukaryota; Metazoa; Arthropoda; Arachnida; Scorpiones; Buthidae. Gene Ontology annotation, cellular component: mitochondrial ribosome; mitochondrial large ribosomal subunit. The record is from RefSeq and is a predicted model, not a curated record. The transcript is spliced from 4 exons.